Messenger RNA from Poecilia latipinna (sailfin molly), 2672 nucleotides. It is a transcript of the gene pex10, whose product is annotated as peroxisomal biogenesis factor 10. Gene Ontology annotation, molecular function: zinc ion binding. Gene Ontology annotation, cellular component: peroxisomal membrane. Bases 166 to 1137 code for a protein of 323 amino acids. The transcript is spliced from 6 exons. Lineage: Eukaryota; Metazoa; Chordata; Actinopteri; Cyprinodontiformes; Poeciliidae. The record is from RefSeq and is a predicted model, not a curated record. Gene Ontology annotation, biological process: protein import into peroxisome matrix.
AAUAACCAAAAAGACGAAGAAGAAAUCAGGAAGUGACAUCAACCACUCUGCUGUGUCUGGAUACAAACCGGAGAUUCUCCAACAUGUUCUCCCCGCUCCACCGUCGUUAUGCCCGGAGGACGUGACUGUGCUGCAGCGAACCUUUCCGUCUGAGGUUCGGGGAAGAUGCCUCUGGCUCCUGCAAACCAGGCCCAGCUGAUCCGGUCCAGUCAGAAGGAUGAAUUCUACCGGAGCCUCCUGAGGAACAGCGCUAAUGAAGCCUGUCAGAGUGUCGCAGGAUCCAAACACUGGCUGGACUGGAGGAGGGAGGUAGAGCUGCUGUCAGACUUGGCUUACUAUGGUUUAACCACACUCUCAGGUUACCAGACUCUGGGCGAGGAGUAUGUGGGCAUCGUCCAGGUGGAUCCCUCCCGGCGGCAGAUCCCGUCCCGGGCCAGGCGCUGCCUCUUCGUCCUCUGUCACGCCUUUGUGCCGUACCUCCUGGAGAAGGCCCUGGUGUGUCUGGAGAACGAGCUGGAAGGCGGGCCGGAAACGCGGAGGCGCCAGGCGACGUCGGGGACCUGGAGCCUGGAGCGCUGGCUCAGGAGGGCGGCGCAGAGGGCGGUGGGGCUGCUGACGGAGCGGCAGAGGAAGGCCUGCCAGCCGGCCGUGUUUGUGAUCCAGCAGAGCGUGGCCCUGCUGCACCGACUCCAUGUUGCUCUGUUCUACGUCAGCAGCUCCUUCUACCACAUGUCCAAGAGAGCAGCUGGGAUCAGCUACUUGUGUGUGACGGGGCCGAACGCUGAUGACUCGUCCAUCAGGAGCAGCUACCGGCUGCUGGGUUGCGUGUCUUUCCUCCAGCUGCUCGUCACUCUGAGUCUGCAGCUCAACAACCUGAGGCAGAGGCAGAGAGCCAGGCAGGAGUGGCAGAUCUACAGGAGCCUCAGUCCUCGGCACCCAGCGAACUCCGCCUCCACGCCCCGAUCUGCACGCUGCAUCCUCUGCCUGGAGGCCCGCAGGAACUCCACCUGCACCCCCUGUGGACACCUGUUCUGCUGGGAGUGCAUCGCCGAGUGGUGCAACACCAAGGCCGAGUGUCCUUUGUGUCGGGAGAAGUUCCUGCCCCAUAGGCUGGUGUUUCUAAGGAACUACAGCUAGACGUCCAGCUGGAACACACACAGCUGGACUGAAUUUGUGUAUUCAGUCGUCAUGGAGACCAGAACCUUCCAGCCUGCUGAGAUUUAUCCGUCUGUCCUAAAGAGAACAGGAUAUGUUUGGAUUGUAUCAAUCAGAUGAUGUAAAUGUCAAUAUCUGGGAAUUCCAGAGGUGAUUUAAAUAUUUAACUUCAUCAGAUCAUUUCUUCUGGUAUGUUGUUUUGUUUGAAUAUUAUUUUAUGUGCUCAAUUUAUGCUGUGAGGAUGUGCUUACAGUCAUUAGUACUAUUUAGAAGAAAUACUGAAUGGAUGAUGAAACAAUAGUUUUUAGCUUGUUCUAUUUCUAAAGUGGAACUUUUUUGGAUCGGCUCUGCAGGAAGUUCAGGAAUGGACAGAAAAUUAUUCAUGAAAGAUUCUGAUAAAAAAAAAAUAUAUUUUUCUCUUUGACUAGCCAAUUAAAAACUAAACAUGUCACAAUCGAAAGGAAUCAUAAGGAGUUAGACGGAUUGUUCUUGUGGAAUAUUUUUAGCGUCAUAACGCUUCUGCUACAUUAAGGAUAAACUCAGAUAUUUUUUGUUUUUGUUGUAAAAAAAAACCUAAUAUUUCAUCUUCCUGUUCCACCUUGGAUGCUACAUGGAAAACUCCAUGCUGCAGUUUUUAAUUACCUUUAGAAAAUAAAAGUGAAAUUUAUUUUCUAAAAGUUUAGAUUCAAAUAAGAUUUUUUUCUUGUUGAAAAUCUUAAUUUGUAAGAGCAAUAUACUUUUUAAAUAAAUGAGCCUUGUACUAAUGUGAUUGAUUUAAAUAACAUUUUUACUAUUUUCAUGAAAUUUUGUUUUUAAUUCUCUGAUAGCAAUGAUGCUGACAUUGGCCACAAGUAUGCUAAAUAUGACUGUACCUGAAUUGAAUUUAAUACCUAUAGUUAAGUCUACAAUUAUACCACUGGGAGGCUUAGGAUUAAAGUAAUCUUUUCAUUUAAUCAAACUGCUCAGUAAUUAUAGCCUGAUUGCUGUUUUCACUGAUUUUUGAUAUUUUUUUUAACAUGUAAUUUUCAAUUAAAUGUCAAAACUUUUUUUUUUUUCUUGAGCUGAUCCUUAAUUUACGUUACAUUAUGUUUUGAGCGAUCCAAACAGAAACCUUGAAUGUGUUGGGAUAUGAAGGCGAAUAAUAAAUACAUUUUAAAAAAAAAACCUCUUUUGGGGCAAUAAAAUGGUAGCUGUUAAAUUGGCUUGACUUGCCCAUGAAAGUCAGUGUUUGGUUCUGGUCAGAUCCACAUGACCAUAUGUCUGAUGAUGUCGUCACACACACACACACACACCGGAGUCCCCAGUAACUUCUAACCCCAAUCAGAAAGCAUGUGAAUGAAAACAGGAGGCCAAAUUAAGUGCAGAGUAAUUCAUUGUCAAAUAGCAGAAAACAAUACACCAGUCACACAAUACAUACCAAGUAGUUUAAAUAUUGUACACUCAGCUUCCCAAAUCCCAUCAGCCCCGCUCAGACGCAACAUAUGUUACAUGCACACAUGAGCAACUUCUGCCAAAAA